Molecule: messenger RNA, 1139 nt
Organism: Eptesicus fuscus (big brown bat)
Lineage: Eukaryota; Metazoa; Chordata; Mammalia; Chiroptera; Vespertilionidae
Product: zinc finger protein 84
Exons: 5
Coding region: 178-654 (158 amino acids)
Biological process (GO): regulation of DNA-templated transcription
Source: RefSeq, a predicted model, not a curated record
GGUUUCUCACAAAUGAGCCUCCUCUUGCAGGAUAAGAAAGGAGUUCCUGGAGCCAAGAAUUCAUUCCCAGUGUCUGAGACCUAGUCACGACCUCACACCAGAGCUCUGGGGCACGAGCAGAGAAAACAGGAUCGAAAGGUCUCAGACUUGCUUAUCACCUCACACAGGGAACAGAAAAUGACCACGUUACAGGAGUCAAUCUCAUUUGAACAUUUAUCUGUGGACUUCACCGAGAAGGAAUGGCAACUGCUGGACCCCUCUCAGAAGGACUUAUACAAGGACGUCAUGUUGGAGAACUACAGCAGCCUAGUGGCACUGGGGUAUGAAUUUAUGAAACCUGAUGUCAUUUUCAAGUUGGAACGAGGAGAAGCACCGUGGAUAGAAGAUGGAGAAGUUCCAAGUUCAGACUCUCCAGAACAAGACUCUCAAGUAAAUAGUCACAUGAUGUGGAACCAGGAUAACCAAGAGAAGCCUAAAAAUACGAAACAAGAUUAUGAAUGUGAUGCAUUUGGAAAGAAUUUCAAUCUGAGCAUAAACUUUGUUCCUUUAAGAAAAUCAAACAAUGAAGGUUGUUCCAUUGACCUGGAGACAAUUCUACAUUGGACAACUUCUAUUGCAUUCCUUUUAGUAAAUGGAUCUUUUGGAAGUCUAUGAAUUUUGAGGUCUGUCGUAGUAGUGCUUUCUCUCCAGCUUUCCUUUGUGUGCCGUGAAUCUUCUGACAGUUAUCUCUGUAUGGAUCCCUAUGUUCCUGAUAUUUUCUUACAAGAACACUUUCUUACAAAUAAUGUGUUGAAAUUUGGGGAGCAGGAUGUUUAUUGAGGAUCAAUAAACUCACACAAUACCAGAUUUAUCUGUAUUAAAAAGCAGAAUAUAGGUCAAUAGUCAUUUGCUAUCUAUGCUUGGAACCACAGUAAUUUGUUAUUUCAUUUAUCCCAGAAAUAUACAAGUAUACCCAGUUUGUCAGUUUCAUUGUGCUUGUUGGUUUACAAAUACGGUACUACUAAAAACAAACAAAAUAUGGUACCAAGCUUUCAGAUGUUCAUUAACUAGUCGUGACCUAAGUGUUGAUUAACUCAUCCAUGAUCCUUGCAACUGUAUGCAUAUUUUUUGCACCUCGCUUUUAUUCUUUUUUAGUCUAU